AUGGUGCCCGGAAGAGACAGUGACAGAAACCUGGAGGGCUGCCCUCAGACGCGGCCAGCCCGAGGCAUCUUCUACAGAGACUAUCUAGGAGGUUUCAGGCGGGCCCUUCUGUGGUGUCUGCUCUUUAGAUAUGCUGAGCACGCUGCUGGACUGAUGAUGAUGGAACACACAUCUUGGGGGGGGACUCUUCCUCCGGAGAAGGAGCUGCUGGUUUGGUAUGGGAAUCUCCCUAGGAGUGAGCACCACAAUAUACAGAAGAAGAGCGCAGACGACUCUCAGGUGUGCGACGCCGCGUCUUCCUCGCUGUCCUCCUCUUCCUCCUCGAGUCGCAUGCGCUGCGUCAUCUGCCACCGCGGCUUCAACUCCCGCAGCAACCUGCGCUCGCACAUGCGCAUCCACACACUGGACAAGCCCUUCGUGUGCCGCUUCUGCAGCCGCCGCUUCAGCCAGUCCUCCACGCUGCGCAACCACGUGCGUCUGCACACCGGCGAGCGCCCUUACAAGUGCACCGUCUGCCAGAGCGCGUACUCGCAGCUGGCCGGCCUGCGCGCGCAUCAGAAGAGUGCGCGACACAGACCCAGCGGAUCGAACUCUGAGGCCGUGCACAUGCCAGCCGUUUCCCAUCCUGCACUGCUGCGCCACAUCCCCGCCAUGGUGCUCUGAGAGCGCAGGCGCAGACGCAUGCACUUUAAUCAGCGCCAACCUUCUGCAAUAAGAGCCACGGCUGGAACUGUGAGAGAAACCACGGGCUGGAGGAUGAGGAUGAGGAUGAUUGUAAGAGAGAAAUGGACGAUCACUGGAUGCAGAUCACAAAUCAAACAUGACUCAUAAACAGGGUUUCUGCAGGCUUUAUUAGACCAAGUAAAGAUAACCUCAAUAUGGCCUUAGCAACACGAUUUUCAAAAUAGAUCUCCAAUACUUUUAAAAACUUUAUGCUACUUUUCCUCAGUGUUUUUGUCUUGUUUUCCGAUUGAAUUUCUGAAGAUUCCAAGCAAAAUAUCAUAAAAAGUCUUGUUUUCUGAGAAACUGAUCAAAAUGACGUGAGUUUAUGACUAAAACAAGAACAGAUAUCUCCAGGUUCAGGUUCAGAGAAAUAAACUCAAUGCAAUGCAAAGUUUUCAUUCCCCGUUCUGGCUUUAAUCAUAAACUCACUUCAUUUCUCAGAAAAUAAGACUUCAUUUGUUCAGUUUGCAUCUUAAAGAUGUUGUUAUUUAAGAGAUUUAUUUUUGCAGUUCAUGCAGCAAUGAACACCAUGACUUUAUGAAUUUAAGACUCUGAGUUAAAAUAUUUUCAGGCCUUGGUUUCUUGAAAAAGUGAAUUUUAAACGUGAUGUGAUGAAGACAAACACAAAGGAAAA
Messenger RNA from Cyprinus carpio (common carp), 1357 nucleotides. RefSeq names its product PR domain zinc finger protein 12-like. Gene Ontology annotation, biological process: neurogenesis. The transcript is spliced from 5 exons. The record is from RefSeq and is a predicted model, not a curated record. Gene Ontology annotation, cellular component: nucleus. Gene Ontology annotation, molecular function: histone methyltransferase binding. NCBI's taxonomy places the organism in Eukaryota, Metazoa, Chordata, Actinopteri, Cypriniformes, Cyprinidae. The coding region runs from base 1 to 663 and encodes 220 amino acids.